AUGGGUUCAAUCGACAUUCCGAAACAAUAUACGGUCAAAGACCUAUAUAUCGGCCAAAUAGCGAGACCUGUUAAAAUCAUUGUCAUCGGAGCUGGAAUAUCAGGAAUAGCGUUCGCAUACAAGGCCAAGGAACUCGAGCAGGUUGAGUAUGUAAUAUAUGAAAAGAACGCAGAUGUGGGUGGGACGUGGCUAGAGUCGCGAUAUCCGGGUUGCUCUUGUGACAUCCCGGCCCAUUCAUACAGCUAUCCUUGGGUGGGAAACCCAACCUGGUCCAAAUUCUAUGCUGGCGCAGAGGAGAUCUGGAAAUUCUAUCGUGACAGAGCUGAAGAAUACGGUGUUUAUGAGCAUGCAAAAUUCAACCAUCUCGUGGUUGGGGCAGAGUGGAACGAAGGCUACGGAAAGUGGACAAUCAAAGUGGAGGAUCUCGAGACUGGCAAGGUAACCGAGGACUCAGCAGACGUUGUUAUCAACUGUUGCGGAGCGUUGAACAAAUGGAAAUGGCCCGAUAUUCCUGGACUUCACUCAUUCAAGGGAAUACUCGUCCACACUGCCCGGUAUCCCCAGGACCUUGAUCUCAAAGACAAGAGGGUUGCGGUUAUUGGCGCCGGUUCGUCUGCCAUUCAGGUAGUCCCCACCAUCCAACCAAUUGUGAAAUCUCUCAUCAGUUUUACCCGGUCUCCGACCUGGAUUGCACCUCAGUUUGCAGGUCAAAUGGCCUCCGACGGACGUGCCACAACGUAUACCGAAGAAGAGAAGCAAAAGUUCCUCGAGGAUCCAGAACACCUACGGAAGUAUCGUCAAGAAAUUGAUCACCUCAUAAAUGCUAGGUUUCCCAAUUUCUACAAAAAUUCUCCUGCUCAAAAGGCCGCGCGGGAGAUUGUAGAAAAGCAAAUGAGGGAAAGACUUGCAAAAAUGGAUCCAGAGCUUCGCGAGAAGCUCAUUCCGGAUUUCGAGGUGGGCUGUCGACGGGUAACCCCUGGGGAGGGCUACCUCGAAGCCCUGCAGGAGGACAAUGUUGAAGUUGUCACAACGAAGAUUCGAGAGAUCAACCCAGAGGGCCUAGUGACUGUCGAUGGUAAGGUACAUGCAGUCGACGUGGUCAUUGCUGCUACAGGCUAUGACACAUCCUACAUUCCUCCAUUCCCACUCAUCGGAAGACAUGGCGUAGAUCUCAGAGAACGCUGGUCAAAGACUGGGGCUGAGGCGUACUUCACUUGUGCCGUCCCGGACAUGCCAAACUACUUUAUGGUUGUUGGGCCAAACACGCCAAUCUCGAACGGAUCUCUGAUGCCAUCCAUCGAGGCCCAAAUUGAAUUCGCCUUGAGCUUUGUGAAGAAGAUUCAAUGCCAAGGGGUGAAGUCUGUUGUGGUGAGCCGGGAAGCAACAACCGAGUUCAAUGACCACAAAGACGCAGUGAUGGAGCUUUUGACGUUUUCUGGAAAUUGCAACAGCUGGUAUGAGUUUAACGAUCUCUUCUCCAGUGGACGUCCGGCAUUAGAAACACCGUUCUAA
Messenger RNA from Cladophialophora bantiana CBS 173.52, 1512 nucleotides. RefSeq lists its product as uncharacterized. Gene Ontology annotation, molecular function: NADP binding; flavin adenine dinucleotide binding; N,N-dimethylaniline monooxygenase activity. NCBI's taxonomy places the organism in Eukaryota, Fungi, Ascomycota, Eurotiomycetes, Chaetothyriales, Herpotrichiellaceae. The transcript is spliced from 6 exons. The coding region runs from base 1 to 1512 and encodes 503 amino acids. The record is from RefSeq and is a predicted model, not a curated record.